UGGUCACGUAAGCAUGGCAACGCCUGACGUGCUCCGGCUAAAAACAGCUCUAUCACCCUCGAAGCGACAGAUGAGUCUGACCUGGCCUGACAAGACAGAAAGAGAGAGAGAGAGAGUGAGUGAGGGGGAGAGAGAGAAAGAGAGAGAAGGCCCAUUCGUGACUCGGCACAAUAUCCACAGUAGCCUACUGUCCUUUGCCGAGUUAUUUUAGCAAGUUAAAGUUCGCGCCGAGUCGUGGAUAUUUAGCUUAGGCUUACAAACGUUUCUCCGUAUUUGUCUGACUUCACGCGGGUCGUCGGUCGGUCCCUGAGCCGUUCGGUUAGUGACCUACAUAGUCGCGAGCGCGUCGGGCGCGUGCAAUGAGCGUGUCGCUGGACUACAGCCCCGCGAGGAAGCCGGACGCCGCCAUGGACAACCUCGAGAAGCAGCUGAUCUGCCCCAUCUGCCUGGAGAUCUUCAGCAAGCCCGUGGUCAUCCUGCCCUGCCAACACAACCUGUGCCGCAAAUGCGCCAACGACAUCUUCCAGGCCUCCAACCCAUACCUGGCGUCGCGCGGUUCCACAGUGAGCUCAGGCGGAAGGUUCCGCUGCCCGUCGUGCCGCCAUGAGGUCAUUCUGGAUCGCCACGGCGUCUACGGGCUCCAACGCAACCUGCUGGUGGAGAACAUCAUCGACAUGUUCAAACAGGAGAGCAGCAGCAGCAUUAAGCCAGAGCCAGAGAUGCAGAAGGAGGGGCCUAUGUGUGACGAGCACGAGGACGAGCGAAUCAACAUCUACUGCGUGAGCUGUGCCACGCCCACCUGCUCACUCUGCAAAGUGUUCGGGGCCCAUAAGGACUGCCAGGUGGCGCCGCUCAACAACGUCUUCGACGCCCAGAAGACAGAGCUCACAGACUGCAUCUCUAUGUUGGUGGGAAAUAAUGACCGGAUUCAAGGCACCAUAAGUCAAUUGGAGGAGAGUUGUCGAACUGUUGAGGAGAACGGGCGUCGUCAGAAGGCGCGUGUGUGUGAGAUGUUCGAUCACCUGUACGCGCUGCUGGAGGAUCGGAAGGCGGAGCUGACGUCGCAGAUAGGGGCGGAGCUUGACGAGAAGAUGACCUACAUCGGCCGGCUACGCCGUCGCUACGGAGACCACCUGGACGCUAUGGCCAAGGUCGUGGAGGAGGCUAUCAGCACCAUGGAGGAGCCAGAAAUGGCCCUGUUCCUGCAGAAUGCGAAGCCUCUGCUGAAGCAACUGACAGAGGGCACUAACAUCGGUCACCUGGAGAAACUGGAGCGCGGCUACGAGAACAUGGAUCACUUCACCGCCACCUUUCACAAAGUCCGAAAAGCUCUGUUCAACAUCGACUUUGUCAGAGAUGAUGUUGAUGAUGAUGAGGAUGGAGAUGAGGAGGCAGGUGAAGGAAGCCCCGCCCACCCCACGCCAAACCCAACAGGCCACGCCCACCCGGUAUCAAGCCCCACCCAUCUGGCCCCAAGCCCAACCCCCCUGUCAUCAAACCCCACCCCUACAUCGUCAACCCCCACUCCUCCAUCGUUAAACCCCAUCCCUUCUGUGUUAAGCCCCACUCCCCCUGUAUCAAGCUCCACCCCUCAUGUGUCAAGCUCCACCCCUCCUGUAUCAAGCUCCACCCCUAAGGCUGCUGAGAGCUUCAACAUCCACAGCCAGAGCUCUCCAAAGCCCCUCCCUAUUCCAGCCGCGCCCACAGAAACACAGCUGUCUGCUGCAGGCCUGCGGGACGGUGUUGCCGUGGACGAUGGAGAUAACCCGUCACGUCACGUCUUCUCGUUCUCCUGGCUCAACUCCGACAAGUGACUCCGCCCACCCCGCUAUCCAGCCCUGCCAUUGGAUAUUGUGGAUAUCACCACAAUAUAGCCCCGCCCACCCCGCUAUCCAGCCUGCCAUUGGAUAUUACCACAGUAUAGCCCCGCCCACCCCGCUAUCCAGCCUGCCAUUGGAUAAUACCACAAUAUAGCCCCGCCCACCCCGCUAUCCAGCCUGCCAUUGGAUAUUACCACAAUAUAGCCCCGCCCACCCCCGCCACACAGCCUCCGAUUGGAUACUGACUUAUCUGUUUGCUCUUGUAGACUACUAAUGUGUGUAUUGUGUGUUCAUCUCUGAUGUGUGUAUUUUGUGUGUGUGUUCGUCUCUGGUGAUGUGUGUAUGCGUGUGUUAAUCUCUGCUGAUUGUGUGUGUGUGUGUGUGUGUGUGUGUGUGUGUAUGUGUGUGUUCAUCGUUGAAGUGCUGUUAUGUAGAACAGAGUGGAGAAAUACUGCACAAAUCUUCAGGCAUUUGGACGCAGUUGUAACUUUUAUUACAAAUAUAAACAUUUCACAUUCUU
Sardina pilchardus (European sardine) is the source of this 2340-nucleotide messenger RNA. RefSeq names its product tripartite motif containing 55a (gene trim55a). Gene Ontology annotation, biological process: protein ubiquitination. The record is from RefSeq and is a predicted model, not a curated record. Gene Ontology annotation, cellular component: cytoplasm. Gene Ontology annotation, molecular function: ubiquitin protein ligase activity; zinc ion binding. The transcript has 9 exons. Bases 360 to 1814 code for a protein of 484 amino acids. NCBI's taxonomy places the organism in Eukaryota, Metazoa, Chordata, Actinopteri, Clupeiformes, Clupeidae.